Messenger RNA from Xylona heveae TC161, 525 nucleotides. RefSeq names its product Nop10p-domain-containing protein. The record is from RefSeq and is a predicted model, not a curated record. Gene Ontology annotation, molecular function: box H/ACA snoRNA binding; telomerase RNA binding. Lineage: Eukaryota; Fungi; Ascomycota; Xylonomycetes; Xylonales; Xylonaceae. Gene Ontology annotation, biological process: rRNA pseudouridine synthesis; positive regulation of telomerase RNA localization to Cajal body; snRNA pseudouridine synthesis. The transcript is spliced from 3 exons. Gene Ontology annotation, cellular component: box H/ACA snoRNP complex; box H/ACA telomerase RNP complex. Bases 79 to 279 code for a protein of 66 amino acids.
CAGCCAUCGCAAAAUAUUCGACCUCCAACGUCCUCGUUCAAUCCGUCGCAGAAAAACCCCUCCCAAAAAGCCGUCAAUAUGCAUCUCAUGUACACUAUGUCGCCCGAGGGCAAGCGCGUCUACACCCUCAAGAAGGUCAAGGAUGGCGAGGUCACCAAGUCCGCCCACCCUGCCCGUUUCUCUCCCGACGACAAGUACUCAAGACAUCGGGUUACCCUUAAGAAGCGCUACGGUCUGCUUCUGACGCAGCAGAACAACGCUAAGGCUGCCACCUCCUAAAUCUUUCCAGACACCUCAAUGUGACGUAAAAGACGGAAUAGGCAGGCGGUUGGGAAACAAUCUCCUUCAGUUAUUUUUUUGGGCGUUGGUGUUCGGGAACGAAGAUGGCUCGAAAAGCUUUGUUUAUACCGGGUGUUCAGAAUAACAUGUAGAGAGGCAUGGAAUUACUCCGUCCACCUUCGCAUCUCUCCUGGAAAAAGACCGUUUUUGACUUUUCUUUCAAUGAAUUGACUCUGUUUAAACCUC